AUGGUCCUCAACCAGGAGAAGCUCGCCAAGCUCCAGGCCGCCGCCCAGGCCAACCGUAUCGGUGGCAAGGGUACGCCGCGAAGGAAGGUCCAGAAGAAGCCCAGGGGCCCCGGCGGCGGAGAGGACACCAAGCUCCAGGCCGCUCUCAAGAAGCUCCAGGUGCAGCCGAUCUCGGGUGUCGAGGAGGUCAACAUGUUCAAGGAGGACGGCAACGUCCUUCACUUCCAGAAGGCCCAGGUCCACGGCCUGACCAACGCCAACACGUUUGCCGUGUACGGCCAGGGCGCCGACAAGGAGCUCACCGAGCUCGUUCCGGGAAUCCUCAACCAGCUCGGACCGGACUCGCUCGCCUCGCUGCGAAAGCUGGCCGAGAGCUACCAGGCCAUGAACGCCCAGCACGCCGCCUCGCAGGCGGCCGCCGGCGGCGCCGACGCAAAGGACGACGACGACGAGGUGCCGGACGUCGUCGACAACUUUGACGAGGCCGGAAACAAGGAGGCCGAGGUCGACAAGCUCGACUAG
This is a messenger RNA of Pseudozyma flocculosa PF-1, 522 nucleotides long. RefSeq lists its product as uncharacterized. Gene Ontology annotation, cellular component: cytosol; nascent polypeptide-associated complex. NCBI's taxonomy places the organism in Eukaryota, Fungi, Basidiomycota, Ustilaginomycetes, Ustilaginales, Ustilaginaceae. The coding region runs from base 1 to 522 and encodes 173 amino acids. The transcript has 3 exons. The record is from RefSeq and is a predicted model, not a curated record.